Molecule: messenger RNA, 1038 nt
Organism: Volvox carteri f. nagariensis
Lineage: Eukaryota; Viridiplantae; Chlorophyta; Chlorophyceae; Chlamydomonadales; Volvocaceae
Exons: 6
Coding region: 1-1038 (345 amino acids)
Source: RefSeq, a predicted model, not a curated record
AUGGGCAGCGGGGGGACCUGGUUAGGCAUCAACGUUCGCUCAGGUCGUCUGGCCUUCCUCACGAAUCUCCGUAGCCUGGAUCCGAUUGAACCCACCAGUCAUAACAGCUCAGCCUCCUGUGCCAGCCGCGGCGAGCUUGUGACCAACUUCCUGACCGGAAGCGCAUCGCCACAGGAGUACAUGCAGUCAGUGCCCGGCGACCACUACCAGGGCUUCAAUCUCGUAGUUGGACACCUCCUCACCGGGGGGGACUCGCAGGUCGGCGCGUUCGCCUACAUCAACAACAGCCCCGAUAGCGGCGUAGCAACCAGCAGCAGUGGCGGCGGCGGCGGCAGUAGCAGCUGUGGUGCGGUCGCGGCCCCGGCGGUGGAGCUUUUGGAGCCUGGGCGGAUUUACGGCUUGAGCAACGGGCGGCUGAUGGAGUGGCCUAAAGUGACAUCUGGUAUCCGGGCGCUGCAGGAGCUGCUGCCGAGAGUGACCCAAGGUGAGCCCGUACCGUACGACCGCAUCUUUGGGGAGCUCCUCGGAGACAGCAAGCGGUUGGUGCCGCUGAAGACAUCUGCGACCGGAACCGGGCCGGCCAGCGGCAGUGAUGAGAACGCGGCAGGGGCGGCUGCCGAUAUCCCGACAGGGCGACAGCAUGCAGGAGAUGACGCCGUCGAGCACUUGACGACAACCGCUCGAGCACGCGGUAAUGAGUCCGUCCCUCAAGACAAGGGUGAGGAGGCAAAAAGAACCGGAGCGGCGGUGGCAGCGGCGAACCCUGCGUGUGGGCGCGGCGACAGCGACAGCGCCGCUUCCAUCGAGACGUACGACCUGGAUGGGAUGCGGGAGGGGCUUGAGCACAUCACCAGCGGGCGGUUCGUGGCCGCCGUACAGUCGCCGUGGGGUUUGUACGGCACCCGCAGCCAGACGGUCAUAGUGGUGUGGCAUGACGGCAGCUCGGAGGUUCGGGAGCGGCACCGCCGUGACGACGGCACCUGGGGCGAGGAGGUGGUUCUGUUCAGCUGCUGUACCAUCCUACUUGUCAAGAACUGA